This is a messenger RNA of Amoebophrya sp. A25, 5991 nucleotides long. The record is from the annotation of a GenBank genome assembly. NCBI's taxonomy places the organism in Eukaryota, Dinophyceae, Syndiniales, Amoebophryaceae.
CGGCGAUCUUUGUGAUAAAGAUAAUGUACCUAUUCAGUUUUAAAUUCAUUAUAUAACUUUUGAUCGUGGCGCUGAACCUCAAUCUGAUUCUGAAGUUGAAUAUAAGAAAAUGAAUCAUGAUGUGAAAGAAAGAAAAACAUCAACCCACGUGAGGCGGCGCGGGCAACCUAUCGCUGUACUCCAGGCGUGCAGGACGAAACUACAACUGUGAGGACGUAAGGUCGAAACAGACGACGCCGAAGCAGCUCUGGCCGGUGAUUUGCCAAGAACCGAGAACCGCCGACGCUACGGACCUUGCGCCGAGCGCUGCUGCGGACGAAAAGCAUUCCCGUCUUGCAGGUCUUCACCUGUUGAGCAGCGCGUCAAUCGGGAGUCUCUAACAAGGCGAGCUGUCAUGCUAGUAUUGCGAGCGGUUCUAUUCCUAAAUUCGGUGUAAAGGUAAACGACGUCUACGUCUUCAGAGUCACUAUGCGCGCUUGCUCAAGAAGGUGACGAUCGAACGUAAGCGAGCCUCUCGGUUUCGCCCAUGCACCACAUUUAGCGCGUGGUCUCUUUCAUCGAGGUAGCGGUUGAGUGAGAAAGCGGCCACUACAAACAACGAUUGGAAAAGCAGUUUCGGAACAAGGACUACAUCUUCAUUGUGAGAGUGGUCGUUGCCGGAUCAGCAAAGUUGAUUUAGGUUGACAGAGUCUCGAAGGUUGACAGAGGACUUAGAUAGUACAGAGACUUCAAUCAUCAUCCUCGGCGUGUAGUAAAAUUAUAGGAGAUGUCGGGCACAACGCCAAUCGGCAGUGCAGGAGGUGGCGGGGGCGCUCCCCCUUUUGAUGUCGCCGGGGCAGCAUUUACGAACGAAUUAGUGAACGACUAUAGCUACUCAGAUACAAUGCGACAGUAUGACUUCAACCACGUGCAAGGCGGACCUCCACCAUCCGCGUACAUGCAACGGAUCGGGCAAACAGCAGCGGGGCGCGCCUACACAGCCGCAGGCGGCGGGUGGAACCCCAAAGAACAGGCUAGGCCAGUGACCAGCAAUCGAGGAGCUGGAUACAGUGCAGCGACAACGAAAUUCGAUCCCUUCAACCAGGGAGCGGACGCGGCACAAGCAUCAAAAGCUUCGGACUGGAGCAAGAAGGCAGAGCAGACACCGGAGGAUAAAUUGAGGGACCUGGAGAAAGAAAUACACGGUAAAAUGAGCCCUGAGAAGAGAAAAACCUCCUUUGAUUUCGUAAUCGUAUAUCGUUCAUCUUCAACUUCAACUUCAACAUACACAUCGUCCAUGUUCUGAAUCUGAUCAUGUGUGUGUUUAGUACAUGUGAAUUUCGCUUUCUUACGACAUCCUCCUCAGCCCUUGUUGAGGAGAGCGCAUGCGUGCGUGAGCAAGGCGAACAUGGGGAUGCGCAGGCGGCUCUAGAGUUAGCAAAAGAGGCUGGCAAGCGCGAGAGGCAGUUAUGUAGACAAAGGGAGCAACAAAAUUUGCUGGAGCAGCUGAACGUGGAUCUCACCUACGCAGUGUGUCUGAAUCUAGCGAUACAGCAUCAUGGGAACGGGAACGACAACGAGGCGCUUGGAAUCUACAAUCAGAUUGUCCGAAAUAAGCAAUAUCCACAUUCGGGGCGGUUCCGCGUCAACAUGGGAAACAUCUACUUCAAACAAGGUCUUGCUCUUACCUUAGUCAUUUACGUGAACGUGUGACAUACAAAUGGACAAAUCAUUAUAGCCUCUCUCUGCCUCAGGUUCUUUCCAUGUUAGUCUAGAUGAAAAGUACCGCUUUGUACCGAUUUUGGUCUUGUUGUUGUCCCUGGGACGAUUGAUGACGCAGCAGCCCCCUUGUUAAUAUCUUUCAGGUAAGUACCCAUCAGCGAUAAAGAUGUAUCGCAUGGCUCUGGACCAGAUACCAAAUAACGUGCAGUCCAUCCGCUUGAAGAUAUCAAGAAAUAUAGGGCACGCAUUCUUCAAGAUGCACCAGUUUCCCGACGCUAUUGACGCCUACGAAAAUCUACUUUUUCCGAAAGGGCAGCAUCUAGACUUCAUGACGGGUUUCCACCUUGUUUUGUGCUAUCACGCCCUUGGAGACCGAGAAAAGAUGAAGCAGGGCUUCCUGAAACUGUUGCAAAUACAACAAGUCGGAUUGGAGGAUGAGGUUAAGGUGGGUGAUAACAUGAUAAUUUGUUUUCAAUCGGCUUAGGAAGAUUAGCCUUGUUUUAUUUUUGUUGCAUUAGACUGGGACUGCCUGUGCCUUGACUCAUUCCUGAAUCGCUGGUGCCGCAGGAAUCUGUUGUUGAGGAGGGUUUUAUACGAGAACAAGCUUGUCCGCGCAUCCAUAUCCAUCUUCCUCCUGCAGCACCUUCUUCUUUCAUAACGAAGGAUACAGAGGAAGGGAUGACACAUAUGGACAAGAUUGCGGAGCCAAGUAUCGAAGGCGACGAUGCUUUGCGAGAAGACAUAAAGAAGCGACAGCGAGAGGCACAACGCUACAUCGUGAAUGCAGCGUCGCUUAUCGCGCCACAAAUAGAUCAAGUAUUCAUGAUAAUGUUAUUGGCUUUUCGUUUACUUAUUCCCUUGAAAUUGAGUAGGCGCAUGGACAUGGAGACAACAGUCGCGUUGGCAACAACGGGUUCGAUCAAUGUCUGGUCUCUACAACAAUAUUCCAAAUGACAAGCCCAAAUCAAAAAUACACUACAGGACGUAGUCCAAGGCUUCGACUGGGUUAUUGAUGCGUUGAACUCGCACGGAUUUCCGGGUAUCGCCAGUGAGCUAGAAAUCUCUAAAGCCACGUAUCAUCUAAAACGAAAGGACUUCGAGCAAGCGAUCAGUGUACUGAAGCACUUCGAGAAGAAGGAAGCAUCGCUCAUGGCGAGAGCCAGUACGAACCUCAGCUUUCUCUACUUUCUGGAAGGCGACUACGGGAGUGCUGAGAGAUACGCAGAUGUCGCUGUCAAAGCUGAUAGGUAAAAUUAAUGUACAAGUGCUCUUGUUCUUGACGCUAUGGGUCGACAGGGAUCAUGUUCUUUUUGUUCGUCUAAGGUUUUUUCUUUGUGAAUAUAAUCAUGAUUGUUUUUCAAAAAGAAAUUGGGAGGUUACUCACUCACUCUCACGCUCAAGCACGUGGCUAAAAGUAAGGUACAACUCCCGCGCACUGGUGAACAAGGGCAACUGCCUCUUUAUCGCCGGCGACCUAGAGCGAGCUAAAGAGGUCUAUCUAGAAGCGAUUGGCGUCUCCGCAGAUUGCCUCGAAGCCAUUUACAACCUGGGCUUAGUGAAUAGUCACAUGGGCAAGCUCCAGGAGGCUUUACUAGCUUUUGACAAGCUCCAUUCGAUCACGCACAACAACAUAGAGGUACACUCUGCAUUUUUCUUCUUUGGAUAAACUUCUUUUCACGUCUAUCAGGUGCUUUGUUUUUUGCAGGUGCACAAGCGUUCUCAGAUGAUCCUAUCAUUCACGACACUAAGACAAAGAACUAGGUAAUGUGGCAGCUGGGCGACAUUCACGAAAGGCUAGGAAAUUUGGGCAAAGCCCACGAAUGGUUGUCGCUGAUCGUAACGUCACAAAAGGGUCGACCAACAGACCCUGGCGUGCUCGCGAGACUGGCUUCCAUCUUUAACAAGAUGGACGACGAGACCCAGGCAUUCCACUACAACCUGGAAAGCUACAGGCACAGAACCUACUCAGUACCGUAGAGCAGAGUACUAGAUUCAGUUUUGGAUUUUCGUGACCACCCAUGAUCGUUCUAUGAUUUGUCGAGCUUUAGUUCUGAUACUUGAUUUUUGAUUUUGCUAUCAGUAACGCGAUGAAUUAGAGGCAAGAAGGAGAAGAGAACGAAGACAAUGAAGCGUAGGUCGAUACCUUGCGCGACACCACUACAAGCAGACGAAAGUAUUUAACUCAACACCUCCUCUCAUCUAGGUAUCUGCCAUCAGAUAUGACUGUGAUAACGUGGCUCGGCAUAUACUACGUGAAGCAGGAGCUUUACGAGAUGGCAAUCACGUAUUUCUCGCGAGCAAGUCAGAUCCAGCCAAACGAAGCGAAGUGGCUGCUGAUGGUACUACAAUGUGAUUCAGACUGAAGAAGUAUCGACGUAAAAUUUGCUCAUACAGCAUUUGUUUUGCCCUCGCUGGAUGAUGAAGGGGGAAAACAAAUAUGUGAAUCACAAAUAAAUGUCGGAGUAUGAUUCUCUGUGAUACCAAGAUGCUCAUUGUUACCCACGUCGUGUAUCUCAUAUCCAAUCAGGACACGUCUGGAAGCAAUACUGGACGAAAUUGUUGUUUUCAUGUGCAAGUGCAUCUUUCUACAUAAUAGGUUGCCUCCUGCUACCGGCGAAUGGGCAGCUAUCAUCCGGCACUGAAAUUGUAUGAGGAGAUUCAUAGGAGUCACCCGAAGGACAAGGAGUGCCUGCGAUAUCUCAUUACGAUCUGCAAGGAAAUGAAGCAUCCUUUCGAGAAAUACCAGAAUCACUUGAGGAAACUCGAGAAGUUUGAGCUUAUCGAGAAGCAGGAAAGGCCUGGCAGCGGCCUCUCAUACGUGGAAGACCCGAGCGACAUUCGCAUGCGAACAGGGGAAGACUUCGCUGACGGUCUUGGCGGUAUGGAAAUACCAACCACCAACACAGGGGGAGCAGCGCAGCCAAGUACUUAUACCUAUAGAAGUUAUACGAGAAUCGAUGUCAACGUCAACAAUAGUGCACAAUGUUCACAUGAUGCUUAUUGAUACUUGUCACUUAUCUGAAUAGACAAGUAACAGUUACAGUCAUUGUCAUUAUCUUCUUCAUUCAACAAAGAGUGAAGGAGAUGGAACUUUGCAUUUCUAGAAUGGUACACGUGAAAGUUAAACAUCCACCCAAGCAAUGGAUUUAUGAACAAAUACACGACAAGGACAACAAUAUCUACUACUACGACAGCAACUGGCGGCUCCCUAUUCGAAGUGGAUGAGCCCACGGUGGAAAAGAGGAAACGAAAGCUCGGCAAUAGAGAAGAUGCUAUGCCUGAGGAUGAUGACGAUUGGGGUGAAGAUGAGCUAGGAGACGACUUGCUUCCGAUGUAAGAAGAGUCUGGUGAAGGUGGUGAAGUCGAAGCUCCCCGCUCGCCGACAAGCUUAAAAACUUUAAGUUAGUUUUUUAGUCAUCCUUUUUUGAUUGUCGAUAUCCAAAAUACAGGACCGACCUCGAAGUAACUCCCCGUCGCCGACGAGGUUCUCGCUGAACAUCAUUCGCACCGGUGUGUAUGAAUAUACUAUCCUCCACCUACUUCGACAAUUCCUUUUUUCGUCUUAUACGAUGGGAGCUUUUUCUCAACAUUUCCAUGACUAUUAAACCUUGUAAGUCCUUUUCGACAUCGAAGUGCUUACCUAUCAAUCUGUUGAUUUUUCGCGCAUCUUCAAUGUAUAGCCUGAUUGAAGAGGAGGCCCCUCUCUCUUGAAUAUCUACGAUUUGAUUGGCUCCAGUAUGAUGUUACCGGUGAAAGCUUGAGUUUCACAGACGCCAACAUGAAGCCCGAUGAGUACUUUCUUGUAACGCAACAACACGACGCACCAGUUCUAGUUUUUUUACGCAUCAAAAUGUAAAUGAACAUCACGCAUAAUAAAUUUUUGUUGAGUUUGUGACGAAGAUCCAAAUUCUGUCCGUAUUAUUUCUUCUAGUCGUGUAGGUAACCGUAAACGUAAAAGUAAACUCUUAACUCCGUUUUCUGUUUCUGUUUCUCUACUAAGUAACUUGAUUUUGGGAUUAUUUAAUAUAAAUAUUAUAUUUAUCAACUAUUAUUUAUAUGAUAUUCUCCUCCUCCUGUCUUACGCAUACGCCGCAGUCCUGAGAGUGAAUCAACGUAUUGCGUCGCAAAAAAAAUCAAUCCUGUCGAAAACUGAGCAUCCAUGCGCGUUGGCGUUGACCGAUGUGGCUGUUAAAAAACCGAUGUGUCGUUCACGAUUAACAAUCGUUCAUGGGAAUCAAUUGAGCAUGGGACUUGUGCAAAAGAAAGCGCUAGCCCGACUCACCCAAGCGG